AUGGGGGAGGCCGACAGGGAGGGUGGCAACGGGGCGGAGGGUGGGCAUGGAUCCACCUGCGUGGGUGCUCGGGCGAUCGCCCACGACGGUGAAGGAGGUGGAUCCGACGACAGCUCCCGCAAUGACGACAACGGCUACCACGACUCCAAUCCCCUCCCCUCUACUGCCUGGCGACCACGGAAGUAUGGUUGCCCACAUCUUUUUGUCACAUUCACAUCAAAUGCAUAUUGGCCAGAAAUCCUACAAGCUCUAGCACCUGGACAACAACCUUCAGAUCGUCCAGAUAUCGUUGACCAUGAUAUUGGUAGUGCAUCUGCAGAUAAUAGAUUAUUACUAGAUGAACUCAGCUAUGAUAUUACCAGCAUUGCAUCUACAUCUGCUAAUGACAUCAAUAGUCUGAAUACAAACCAGAAGGAAAUCUUCAAUUCUAUUUCUAACUCAGUCAUAAAUAAUGAGGGAAGAACAUUCUUUGUGUAUGGAUAUGGAGGAACUGGGAAAACUUUCUUAUGGACAACUUUAUUAAACUUUGUGAGAACUCAAGGGAAAAUUGCAUUAGCUGUUGCAUCAUCAGGAAUUGCAGCCCUCCUACUUCCAGGAGGUAGAACACCUCAUUCCCGCUUCAAAAUCCCUUUGGACAUACGUGAGAAUUCUAUGUGCAGUAUAAAGAAGAACACACACUUAGCAGAACUUAUUCAACAAACAUCUCUUAUUGUUUGGGAUGAAGCACCUGUGAAUCACAAGUAUUGUUUUGAAGCAUUAGAUCGCACACUUAGAGAUAUAUUAUCGGACAUUCGACCUAAUGCACAGCAUAGGCAAUUUGGUGGAAUAACUGUUGCAUUUGGUGGAGAUUUUCGGCAAACACUUCCUGUUAUUCAGAAUGCAACAAGGCACCAAAUUCUACGAGCUUCUAUUGUUAAUUCAUACUUAUGGCAUCAAUGUGUAGUUCUUCAACUGACUGAAAAUAUGAGACUUAGCUCACAAAACCUUUCACCAUCCGAUAAAGAAGAACUACGGGUAUUUGCAGAUUGGCUUUUAAGAGUAGGAAAUGGUACAGAGCCUCAUAUUUCAAUAGAAAAUGAAACCAAUGGAUAUGUACCAAGCAAUAUUACAACAUAUUUUUGUGAUCGUGCAAUUUUACCACCAAUAAAUGAGGUUGUUUCAGAAAUAAACAACAAAAUCAUUGCUCAAGUAACAGCUGCUGAAAUGUCAUAUUAUAGCUCAGAUACUAUUGAUGAUAGCUGUGCAAACCAUUCAACUCUAGAGGCUCUAUACCCAACAGAAUUCCUCAACACAAUAUCUUUGAAUGGACUUCCAGACCAUGUUUUGCAUCUCAAAAUUGGUGUUCCUAUAAUGCUUUUGCGUAACCUUGAUCCUUCUAGAGAUCUGAUAGGAGUUAUCAGCCAUGUUGGACCAUAUGAUUAUGCUGGCAAAACAUCAUCCAAGAAAAACAGAAAGCUCAAAAUCCGUAACAAAGAUGAACAAGAACAAGAAAUAGUCCUCUGGGGUGAAUAUGGAGAGUCAUUUGAUGAAGCUUUUGUUCUACAGAAAUCUACAGACCACAAAAUAGUAGUAGCUAUACUUGCUGGACUUACAGCAGGGACUUAUUUAGGCAAAACAGAGGCUACAUCAAGUUCAGCAACACAAAUAUAUUUUGACUCCGAUAUAACAGAGAUUGCUGAAUAUCAAAGCAGGUAA
Molecule: messenger RNA, 1695 nt
Organism: Oryza sativa Japonica Group (Japanese rice)
Lineage: Eukaryota; Viridiplantae; Streptophyta; Magnoliopsida; Poales; Poaceae
Source: RefSeq, a predicted model, not a curated record